Molecule: messenger RNA, 893 nt
Organism: Asparagus officinalis (garden asparagus)
Lineage: Eukaryota; Viridiplantae; Streptophyta; Magnoliopsida; Asparagales; Asparagaceae
Exons: 2
Coding region: 121-642 (173 amino acids)
Source: RefSeq, a predicted model, not a curated record
GUCCAAUUCCUCUUUUCCACCUCUCGAUCCUCUCUCUCUCUCUCUCUCCCCUCUCGCUGCCUCCUCUCCUCUUUCACAACAAUCUCAAUUUCUUACCGAAAAUAGCCAAAAAAAAUAAUAAUGUCGAUCGUCGUCGUCUUCGUCGUCGUCGUCCUCCUCCUAAUUCAAGAAUCAUCAUCGACGAUGAACGGCAUGAGCGCGUACGACGUCCUCCGAUCCCACGGCCUCCCCAUCGGCCUCCUCCCCAAAUCCACUCGCAACUCACCGUUCGACCCCUCCGGCAGCUUCGACUUCAGCCGCCUCGCCGAUCCCUGCACCGCUAACUUCGAGACGGUGUUCCGCUACGCCGCCGCCGUCAACGGCACGAUCAGCUACGGGAAGAUCGCAUCGCUCCGCGGCGUCGAGGCGCAGGAGCUCUUCCUCUGGUUCCCUGUUCAUGAGAUCCGCGUCGAUGUGCCGAGCUCCGGAUUGAUUCAUUUUGACGUCGGGGUAAUUCACAAGCAGCUCUCGCUCUCGCUGUUCGAGACCCCGCAGGAUUGUGUCCCCUGUCAUUAUGCCGGUGGCAAUGGCGAUGGCGAUGGGUCAAAGAGCCAAUUACGCGAUGGGCUGGUUGAGGAUGAAGAUGAGAUAGCUGUGUUUUGAUACAAAUGUGUCAGUUUCUUCGAGCUGUUGGAUAUUUUUGAUCUUGUUGAGUGAUCGGCUCGCUUUGUCUGUUCAAGAUUGAAAUUUUGAUUGUGCUUGAAGACUGGUAGGUGGUUGAGGAUUCGUUGAUUGUUAAGUAAGGGAGGAAGGGAUUGAGUCUGUAAAAUGCGGCGAUUUUUUAUGUUAUAGGCACUGGUGAAUUCUUGAGGUAAGUUAGCCUCAUAAUUAUAUAAAUUAUGAUUGAUCUCUUA